GCUGACCUUUGUUAUGCUGCCUUAUCAGCUAUCCCUGGCCUUCAGCCUGUGAGGCCUGCUGGAGCCAUGUACCUGAUGGUCCCUUGCAAUCAUGGUGAAGUCUAGAAGAGUACAGGUGCUCCUGAUUCUGGUGGUUCUGUCCUUCCUUCUGAUCCACUUCCUACCCUGCAGCAACAAUGCCCACAUGGAAGAAAAACCCUCUCCUGUCCACAUCCUCAUUCUCUCCUCCUGGCGGUCAGGAUCCUCCUUCACGGGACAAAUCUUCAGCCAGCACCCCAGUGUUUUCUACCUGAUGGAGCCGGCAUGGCACGUUUGGGUUAAGAUGUACCAGAACAGUGCCAAAGUCUUACACAUGGCAGUGCGGGACUUAGUCAGGUCGGUCUUUCUGUGUGACAUGUCUGUGUUUGAUGCUUACAUGUCUAGCCAGAAGAAAAAGUCUGAUUUAUUUCAGUGGGAGACAAGCCGAGCCUUGUGCUCCCCACCUGCCUGUGACUCAUUCAGUCGCAGUGACAUUAUCACUGCAGGCAACUGCAAAACAAUCUGUGGCAAGUAUCCAUUCAGCAAGGUGGAGGAAGCUUGUAAAACCUAUAGCCAUGUUGCCAUCAAGGAAGUUCGGUUCUUUGACCUGAAAGUUCUCUAUCCCCUUCUCACUGAUCCAUCCCUGAACCUCAAAAUCAUUCACUUGGUACGUGAUCCUCGGGCUGUGUUCAGGUCCCGAGAGAAUACAGUGAAAGACCUGAAACGCGACAGUAACAUCGUUGUGGGGUCUCAGAAGACAAAGGGAGAAAUGGGGCCCUACAACACAAUGCAAGUAAUCUGCAAAAGCCACGUUGAGAUCUACAAGGCAGGAAGUCAGGCCGCUCCAAGCUUCCUGAAAGACCGGUAUCUGCUGGUUCGCUAUGAAGACAUUGUCAGAGACCCGCUAGCAAGGGCUGCUCAGAUGUACAGGUUUGCAGAACUCCAUUUCACACCAGAGCUUCAGAAGUGGGUCCACAACAUCACCCAUGGGAAGGGUCAUGGAGCACAGGCCUUUGAUAUUGGGUCAAGAGAUGCACUGAGAGUAUCCCAGGCCUGGAGAAAGACACUUCCCUUCCAGAAAAUAGAGAAAGUGCAAAAUGUGUGCAAAGAUGCAAUGGAUUUGCUGGGCUACCGACUUGUUCAGUCUGAAGAAGAGCAGAAAAAUAUGUCUCUGGAUCUUUUGUUUGCCCAGAAUGCCUCUGAACAUCAAAUUUUGAAGGCAGAAAAGCUGGUCUCUACACUUACUCUCUGAAGGCUGCGGAGUGCUGAACUGUUCACUAGAGCAAAAGAGGGCAGUGGUGCAGGCAUAGAAGUGUAGGAGUGUGUGCAUGGAUGCGUAUGGUUGCAAGGACAUGUGGUACAAGAACCCUGGCUACAUUCAGGAGAGCUCUUAGCAGCACAGGGUCACUCUCCAAGACCCCUGGAGAUUCAGCCACAAAUGGAGG
Catharus ustulatus (Swainson's thrush) is the source of this 1463-nucleotide messenger RNA. It is a transcript of the gene CHST4, whose product is annotated as carbohydrate sulfotransferase 4. The transcript is spliced from 2 exons. Gene Ontology annotation, molecular function: N-acetylglucosamine 6-O-sulfotransferase activity. NCBI's taxonomy places the organism in Eukaryota, Metazoa, Chordata, Aves, Passeriformes, Turdidae. The coding region runs from base 92 to 1270 and encodes 392 amino acids. The record is from RefSeq and is a predicted model, not a curated record. Gene Ontology annotation, biological process: keratan sulfate proteoglycan biosynthetic process; carbohydrate metabolic process; N-acetylglucosamine metabolic process. Gene Ontology annotation, cellular component: Golgi membrane.